CUAUAAGUGACCUCUGACCUACCAACCAGUCCAAGAGAGACGAGUGACGCGUACUGUACGCCUCCUUUAAAGCAACCUUUGAUUUCUCUCAUAUUUCAGCCCCUCUUUUGUUUGCCUUUCAUCAUAACCUACAUAGAGAGGGAGAGAGAGUGGCCUGUAGGGCGGGGAAGAGCUGAAUUCCUGUCUAUCUUUACGUAGUAACGAUCUGUCUGUCACUCGAAGAAGAAGCCCGGUUGGGGACGUCACUAUCUUCAAGGACAGUCACUGUUUUCCUAGAUCAGACGGCGCUCUUCGUCAGUCGGCCUCAACGAAACACUUCCGUCACGACGCGGUACCGCCUCCCACUCUCUCCCCGCACGAUGUCUGCUCCUGGUGGCCGCCUGUGGCUCGUGUUUGUGUGCUGUGUGGUGGCCGCUGCAGUGGCUCAGGACCACCGUAUGCGGCACCAGCACGGCACGAUGAACCAUUCCUUAGACGCGACGAUGUCACCCAUGCACACAAUGGGUCCUGGGAUGGACCAUGGCAGUAUGGACCACAGUAACAUGGACCAUGGCACCAUGGACCACAGUAACAUGGACCAUGGUACCAUGGACCACAGUAACAUGGACCAUGGUACCAUGGACCACAGUAACAUGGACCAUAACAGCAUGGACCAUAGCAACAUGAAUCAUAGUGCUGUGGACCACAGUAACAUUGACCACAGUAACAUGGACCACAGUAACAUGGACCACAGUAACAUGGACCAUGGUAGCAUGAUGGGGGCAGAGUCAGGAAGCCAUGGUGAUCAUCUUGGCAUGAUGAUGCAGAUGUCCUUCUACUUUGGUUACACAGAUGUUGUAGUCCUGUUUGACGGCUGGGUCAUCAAUGAUAUUGGAAGCCUUGUAGGCUCGAUGGUUGGGAUCUGCAUUAUUGCAGCCCUGUAUGAAGGUCUGAAGGUGUUCAGGGAACAUCUUCUGAGGAAGUCCAUGGUGACAGUGAGCUAUCAUUCUGUCGCGGUGCCUGGUCCUGAAAACCUACCUGUCGUGGAGACUCAGAAAACUACAGGGUCGCGUAUCCUGAGCUCUGCCCCACUGAUCCAGACCCUCCUACACGUCCUGCAGAUUGUAGUGAGCUACUUCCUCAUGCUGGGUGUCAUGACGUACAACGUCUGGCUCUGCAUAGCCGUGGCCAUAGGGGCAGCAAUCGGGUACUUUCUCUUCGGCUGGAAACGGGCCAUAGUCAUAGACAUCAACGAGCAUUGUCAUUAAUGAUGGGACAGAGGUCUAUAUUGUGUCAUCAAUCAUUGAUAUGCCUUUUAAGAACAGUAAAAAAAAUCUGUCCCCACCUAUUCUGUUACAGGGCAUUUUCCUAAUUUGUUUAAUGAUUGAAUCUUGUUGCUAGUGAUGGACAAAUGUUGAGGACAAAAAAAUGGUGUGUCUGAUAAUGUGGACAACAUUGAAUCAGGUGAUACAAGUACUAUCACAUCAGGAGGUGAACAUGGGUUUACUGAGAUUAUGGUAUAAAAACUGUUCUGUCCUUAACUGUUGCAUCCACAAAAAGUUCAGCAUAUGAUUUUUAUCUUGUGGUACACCCAAUUACAUUUAGUACUGCUCAUACAAAAUGUUUAAUGUACUUACUUAUACAGCUAUUAGAAUAUUGCAUGAUAUUACACCUUGUCCCUUCUUCAUGACAUACCACCGGUAAGCCUUUUAUGGAUUCUAAAGGAGACACAAGAUGUGCAUAGAGACUCCAGGAAUAAGACUUUGUUGCUGCUUUGUCGCUGUUUUGAAAGAAUAUGUAAGUUGAAGACAAGUCGUUUGAUCCAACUGUACAAUCUACCACCAUGUGCCUGCAAAAGCUGAUAUAUUUUGAUUUAAAGUGGUGUUUAUACCAACACAGAUAUAGAUGUACGUAAAAUCCAUAAAAGUAUAGAUAUUGAGACAGCUUGUAAAAUUAAGUUUUUGCAGAAAUCUGAUGUGUUUCUUUCUUUUAUUUGAAAGCAAUUAGAUCAACUACAGUUGAGAGAUUGUCAUAAAGAAUAUGGUAUUGAUUUUAUGUUUAGAAUUUGCUGUUAAUUUUGAAAAGAGCAACUUAACGUCUUAAGAGCUUUGACAGGUAUAGUAUUUCUGUCUCAGUGUCACAGAUAAAUUGUGGCAACUAUUUUGGUGAUUUCAGCAGGUAACAGAUUCUUGUCAACUAUUGUUUAUGUCGUCUGCUCAUAAAAUGACCAUAUUUGCCAACCAAUGGCAAAUGGAACGCUUCGCAGUUAUGUUGAUUGUGCUGGAUCUUGAAAUCUGUAAAAGACAAAAAGCACAGAUUUGUAAAGAGAUUAUGAAAUAUAAUGUAGACAAGUCUACAGUUAUUAUAAGGAUGUAGCAAUAGUGCCAUAUUUCAAGUAGAAUAUAGUUUUGUGAAUUGUGAAUAGACUCCUAUGAGACCAGGGUUUGAUUAUAAGAAUAUGAACAAUUUAUGGAUGGCAGUGAUAUUUGUCUUGUCUUUUGAAAAUUACCUUUUGCAGUAAAUAUUACUUCUUGCACAGUUUAGUUUCCAGUGCAAAAUGGGACAAAUUUGUUUAAAGAGAUUUAGAAAUGACCAGAUUUUGUCAAUAUUUUCUGGAAGAAAUGGAUUAAAACUCCGCAAUUCUG
Molecule: messenger RNA, 2624 nt
Organism: Branchiostoma floridae (Florida lancelet)
Lineage: Eukaryota; Metazoa; Chordata; Leptocardii; Amphioxiformes; Branchiostomatidae
Product: high affinity copper uptake protein 1-like
Biological process (GO): copper ion transmembrane transport
Cellular component (GO): membrane
Molecular function (GO): copper ion transmembrane transporter activity
Source: RefSeq, a predicted model, not a curated record